AUGCCAUCCUCGUGUAAAGACAUCCGCGCCGCGCUCGCCCAAUGCCUCCAAAACAGCGACUGCAUUCUCGUGCAGCGGCACACACCCGUCGAAUGCCUUUCCCACCCGUUACUCGAAACCCUGCCCGAGCAAUGCCAACAACUCAAGAUCGGGUUCCGAGAGUGUCGGCGCGGACUGGUCGACAUGAGGAAACGGUUUCGAGGGAACGCGCCCAUCUCCACGAGCUUGGAACUCGAGGCGGGUGAUGGGAGUGGAAGAAAAGUGGAAGGUGCGCCGGGUGGCGGGAUCAAGAGCCAGCUGUACGCUGGACGGCCUGCGUUUGAUGUCCGCGAGCAGAUGGGUAAGGGCCAGAAAGGGGAGGUAGAGGGUGGAGACGAAGACGAUACGACUCGAAUCGCCGUGUUCCAGGGCGAAAGUCCAGCGGACAUCCCAGGUGUGGCGCAGACGGACUUGCAAGAGACAAGCAUCUCUUGGGUGGUUGAGUACACUCACAUUGUCACCAAACAGCUUGGGGAGAGCAUCGAUGCUGCAAAGCUGGGACCCCAGCAUCAGGCACAAUCAGCGGCCACGCAGAGCCGCAGGGCAAGAACUGGCCGAGCCGAAGCGACAGUACUCAGAGUCUAUUACCUUUCGCGAGCAAUUCGUACUGCCCGAAGCUCUUCGUCGCCGAUUUCGACUUCGAACAGCAAGAUGGACUCAUUCUCGCAGUGA
Fonsecaea multimorphosa CBS 102226 is the source of this 711-nucleotide messenger RNA. RefSeq lists its product as uncharacterized. Gene Ontology annotation, cellular component: mitochondrion. Gene Ontology annotation, biological process: mitochondrial respiratory chain complex IV assembly. The transcript has 3 exons. NCBI's taxonomy places the organism in Eukaryota, Fungi, Ascomycota, Eurotiomycetes, Chaetothyriales, Herpotrichiellaceae. The record is from RefSeq and is a predicted model, not a curated record. Bases 1 to 711 code for a protein of 236 amino acids.